AUGGGAUUGCUGGGCAAGAAGGGCCAGGUUGACCUGCGAGCGAAAUAUUCAACAGGCAUAACCAUGGGCCAAGUUGCAGAGGAAGUGAAAACGUUCCUCCUUGGAUCUCAAGAAACCCUGAAUCUGCCGCCAAUGGAUAAACGAACAAGAAAAAUGGUACACGAUUUAGCAAACAAAUUCGAUAUUAAAUCCAAGUCGAUUGGGGCUGGCGAGCAGCGUAGACCAGUCCUUUACCGAACGAAAAAGACGACAUAUAGGGAAGCCGCUUUUGAGCAGGCUGUCAUGCGAAUUAAACGACAAUAUUCACGGCCCUCCCAACCGUCCAAACAAAGUCGACAGAAGCCGUCAGGACGAAAUGAUGCCGGAACUAGCUACCGGGAUGGUGAGGUCAUUGGUGCGUCUGCGCCAGAGUUGGGAAGUGGAAACCGGGGUCGAAAUAUGCUUGAGAAAAUGGGCUGGAGUACCGGAACACCUUUGGGCGCUAGUGAUAAUCAAGGUAUACUGCAUCCUGUGAGUCAAACCAUGAAAAGAACCCGAGCCGGCCUUGGGCAGGGGUAG
This is a messenger RNA of Trichoderma harzianum CBS 226.95, 558 nucleotides long. RefSeq lists its product as hypothetical. The transcript has 2 exons. Lineage: Eukaryota; Fungi; Ascomycota; Sordariomycetes; Hypocreales; Hypocreaceae. The record is from RefSeq and is a predicted model, not a curated record. Bases 1 to 558 code for a protein of 185 amino acids. Gene Ontology annotation, molecular function: nucleic acid binding.